Molecule: messenger RNA, 2880 nt
Organism: Lampris incognitus (smalleye Pacific opah)
Lineage: Eukaryota; Metazoa; Chordata; Actinopteri; Lampriformes; Lampridae
Gene: mfsd8
Product: major facilitator superfamily domain containing 8
Exons: 12
Coding region: 319-1845 (508 amino acids)
Biological process (GO): transmembrane transport
Cellular component (GO): lysosomal membrane
Molecular function (GO): transmembrane transporter activity
Source: RefSeq, a predicted model, not a curated record
AUGUAGUAAAUGCAGUUUCACGUGAGUAGAUGUCAAGUCAAGUCAAUUUUAUUCGAAGGCUUUGUGUCGUUCACCCUGGAGCGUUUUUGUUUUACUAUUUCGGUUUUCGCACCAUAUGCUGUAGCGUUAGCAUUAUCGGUUUACGGAUGUUGGCGCUGGGAAACGCUGUCUCUGUUGUCUAGUGUAAGUCAGUCACGCUGAACGGGCUUUGCAGCUGCCGCGCUCUGAAUGGCGACCUAGCUACACAUACUGUCUUAUAGCUUUCAUUUUUCGGGCAGCUGGAUAGCUUUGCCUUUACUUUUGAAUAUUUCGUCGACAAUGUCUCAACUUUUCGACUCUGAAGAAAACAGUCCAUUGCUCAAGGAUGAUGCAAGCAGUGAUGACUCCCAAGAUGAAGAUUACAAGAGCAGAUGGAGGUCUAUUCGAGUCAUGUACUUUACUAUGUUCCUUAGCAGUGUAGGUUUCACCAUUGUGAUAACAUCCCUGUGGCCAUAUUUACAGAAGGUUGAUGAUAGCUCCAAUGCUACCUUCCUGGGCUGGGUGGUGGCAGCCUACAGCCUGGGCCAAAUGGUGGCUUCUCCCAUUUUUGGCCUGUGGUCCAAUCGCAGACCACGCAGGGAGCCAUUGGUGUGCUCCAUCUUCAUCAACAUGUCUGCCAACAUCUACUACUCCUAUGUCUAUCUGCCCAAAACAGAGAACAAAUUCCACAUGCUCAUGGCCAGAGCCUUUGUGGGCUUCGGAGCAGGUAACGUCGCUGUGGUGAGGUCCUACGUCGCUGGAGCUACGUCACUGAAGGAGAGGACUGGUGCUAUGGCUAACAUGAGUGCCUGUCAGGCCCUUGGCUUUAUUCUGGGACCAGCUCUGCAGGCAGGCCUCUCGUUUAUUGGUGAGCAUGGCGUGACUGUGAAGAUCAUUGACCUGCAGCUCAACAUGUACACUGCCCCGGCUUUACUGGCAGCAGUCUUUGGUGUCAUCAACAUCCUGUUGGUUAUACUGGUGCUGAGAGAGUAUCGUGUCGAUGACCAUGGGAGGCACAUUCGAGCCAUCAACUACACAUCAGAAGAUAGAGAAGACAUUAGCCAGGAAACCGAAGACGACAUUGACCAAAUAGCAGUCCUUACCUCCAAUAUCCUAUUCUUCAUUGUCAUGUUCAUUUUCGCCGUCUUCGAAACAAUCGCCACACCUCUGUCUAUGGAUAUGUUUGCUUGGACGAGAAAAGAAGGGGUGCUGUACAAUGGCAUCAUAAUCUCUUGCAUUGGAUUUGAAUCCAUCCUGGUGUUUCUAGUUGUGAAGGUAGCUUCUCAAAGGGUUGGGGAUCGUCCCAUAUUGCUUGCAGGCUUGACCAUCAUAUUCGCUGGCUUCUUCAUUCUGCUUCCAUGGGGGAAUCGGUACCCUAAAAUCCAGUGGGCAGACAUCAAGAACAACUCAAUGGUCAAUGAGACCUUUGACCCCAAAAUAGCCUCCAAUAGUUCCUUUGAGCCUACUGGCUGCCCAGUCGAACAGACCUGGUGUCAGUAUGUCCCUGCCAUUCACCUGGCCCAGUACAUCACCUCUGACAUCCUCAUCGGGAUGGGCUACCCAGCCUGCAAUGUGAUGUCCUACACACUAUAUUCCAAAAUACUUGGACCAAAGCCGCAGGGCGUGUACAUGGGCUGGCUUACGGCCUCUGGCAGCGGGGCACGGACGUUGGGCCCUGUGUUUGUCUCUCAGGUCUAUACCAUCCUGGGGCCACGCUGGGCGUUCAGCCUUAUCUGUGCAAUGGUGUUGGGUGCCAUUAUCCUCCUGGGCUCGCUCUACCACAGACUCAUUGCCUUCUCUGUACGCCAUGGGAGAAUCAUGGAGUAGCAAGCGGGGCUCCCCCUCGCCAUAUUAAAUUGGACGAGCAGGGAACCGUUUCCUCUUCUUGGCUCGCAUAGGUGUUGUUGAUAUUUAAGGCUUCUUUUUGUUGUUACUGUUGAAGUGGUAACUGUUAGGAAUUUCAUUUUAGAGUUUGUGACUCAGGGUUGACCUUCGGACUGUUUGGCAGAGGUGGAGAGAUAAGACCUGGCUCCCUCCCCAAGAGCUGAGCAACGUUCGCCACUUUGCAUGUCAAAAGGAAGCUAAGCAAGCACCACAGCUGGUCUUUCACACUGUGGAAGAAGCCAUGACAUGGACCAGUUAAACUGAAUAAGUGGUACUAGUUCUAAACUGAUGAGCUGCAGAGUAAUAUAUGUUACUGAAUUAUCAUAACCUCUUUUACCACCUGGCACAUGGUUGCAUAUAACUUGGUUCUAAGGGUAAAUUUAACUUCACAUAUUUGAGCAAACAGUAUUUUAAGUAUUUGGAGAGUUUGACAGACUUGAAACAGUUUUUAGGUCUGUGCAUUUGAAUUAUAACGUUGUUGUGGAAUACAGAGGAAUGUGGAUUGUGUAUCAAUCUAAUCUAAUUCUCUAAUUCAAAACCAUACAACCUCAAGUUGUUCAUCAAAGACUGGAUAUAUUUCUGCUGAUUACCGAAUUAGGUUUGAUUGGUCAUACAGGGGGUAACUUUGAGAAUGUGUUGAGUGAAUCGAUCAUGGUUUUUAAUGUUGUAAAUAUGGAGAGUUGUAAGGAAUAAGAUAAGAAAUUUAAUUUAUGUUCUGUAAUUCUUGUUCGUCAAGAAAUAUGAUACUCCAUGUUGAGAGACGUUUUUAAAAUCUAAGCUACAAAUAAGAACGUUUGAAAAUUCAGCUAAUCCUUUUCGUUACGGACAGUUUGCAAGUUUUUAAUAUCUAUUUUCAUGAACAAUUUUGGUUUUGUACACCUACAAGGCCUUCCAUGACUUUUGAAAAUAACGAUAAUUUGUUUGCACAUCUAUGACUAACCAAAGGCAUUAUGUUAAAAAGAAUAAACGAGGUCUCAA